Lethenteron reissneri (Far Eastern brook lamprey) is the source of this 6845-nucleotide messenger RNA. RefSeq names its product protein phosphatase Slingshot homolog 1-like. Gene Ontology annotation, molecular function: phosphatase activity; actin binding. Lineage: Eukaryota; Metazoa; Chordata; Hyperoartia; Petromyzontiformes; Petromyzontidae. The record is from RefSeq and is a predicted model, not a curated record. Gene Ontology annotation, biological process: protein dephosphorylation; negative regulation of actin filament polymerization.
UGCGGGGUGGUGGAGAGGCGGAAGGGAGCGGAGUGCGCAGAAGAGAGUGGUGGGGAGGAGGAUAGAGAUUGGACAUCGUGCAGCUGAAGCGGGGAGGGUUGCAGGGACAGGAGGAGGAGGGGAGAGCUGAGGGAGAGUUCGGGGAGCGUUGGGGAGAGGAUGUGAGCGGCAUGGCCCUGGUGACCGUGCAGAGAGCCCCCAGCCCCCUUCCCGCUGACAUCUGCCCCGUGGACGAGGAGACGGAGAGAGAAGACGAAGACCGAAAGACAAACUUUAGCGACAGCUUCCUGACCGUCAAGGGAGCGGCACUGUUCAUCCCUGGCGGGAACAGCUCGGUGGGACACCAGUUCUCCCUGCGCUGCCACAAGGAUGCAGAACAUUUGCAGCAGCACCUGCAGGCGAUGUUUAGCCACAUGCGGCCAGAGGACACCAUCAUGCUGGCGGCACACCUGGAGAGCGUCCACCCGACGCGCGUGCGUUACAUGACGCUCGUGUCAACUCACGGGAGCCGCAGCAUGGAGGAAGGCUUCAUCAUGGGCCUGGACUUCCGCAACAAGGACAGUGCCAAUUGCACCAUCGGCCUGGUCCUGCCCUUGCUGAGCGACACCAUGAUCCACCUUGACGGAGACGGCGGCUUCAGCGUGACCACGUCAGACCGGACCCACAUCUUCAAGCCCGUGUCUGUCCAGGCCAUGUGGUCUGCCCUGCAGUGCCUGUACAAGGCGUGCGAGCAGGCGCGCCAGCGGCACUACCAGUCCGGCAGCCGCUACGCACGCUGGCUCGCCUCCUACGCACGCAAGGUGGCCUCCGAGCAGAGCUGCCUCAACGAGUGGAACUUCAUGUGCGACCUCGAGUCCCAGCGGCCAGAAUCACCAGCGCUCUUCCAGGACACGCCCACGGAGAGCGUGUGCACGGAGCGGCAGAUCCGGGCCACACUCCGCGAGAUCAUGGCCCAGUGCGACCUCGAGAGCGUCACCUCUAAAGAGAUCCGUAACAAGCUGGAGGCGCAGAUGGGUUGUAACCUCAAGGAGUACAAGGGCUACAUCGACAACGAGAUGAUCAUCAUCCUGGGCCAGAUGGACAGCCCCUCGCAUAUCUUCGACCACGUGUACCUGGGGUCUGAAUGGAACGCAUCGAGCAUCGAGGAUCUGAAGAAGAGAGGUGUUGGGUACAUCCUGAACGUGACGCGGGAAAUCGACAACUUUUUCCCGGGCGCGUUCGAGUACCGCAACGUGCGCGUGUACGACGUGGACUCGGUGAACCUGCGCAGCUACUGGAACGAGACCUACAACUUCAUCUCCCUCGCCAAGAGCAAGGGCUCCAAGUGCCUGGUUCACUGCAAGAUGGGCGUGAGCCGCUCGGCCUCCACCGUCAUCGCCUACGCCAUGAAGGAGUACGGCUGGACACUGGAGCACGCCUACUCCUACGUGAAGUCGCGACGCGGCGUCGUCAAGCCCAACUCGGGGUUCAUGCGCCAGCUCGAGGAGUACCAGGGCAUCCUGGACGCCAGCAAACAGAGGCACAACAAGCUGUGGCGCUCCCACUCGGAGGGAGACAUCUCGGAGCACGCCACCGACAAGGACAUGGACCGCAGCUUCACCCAGGGCGCGAUCGACGGCGAGGCAGGCCAGCCGGCGCCGGCUCCGGAGGGCGAGGACCCCGCCGAGCAACAGCAGCAGCAGCAGCAGUCGGCUCCGUGCCACCGACAGCCGUCGCCGCAACUCCUCGGCACCGAGGGCGCCGCGACGCUCGCUCCGGCGCCGCGGCCCAAGUCGUGGUCCCCGGACGUGUGUCCACCCCACGUGACGCCCUUCCAGCUCAUCCGCACCGACUCGGACCCGUUCGCGGCCUCCCCCACGGAGCUCGCCGGCGGCAGGUUCGACCCGGGCCUCCCGACCUCCGAGCCCUGCACGCCGACGUCCCUGGAGAUGGAGCGGCGGAGGGCGCCGUCGCUGUCCGAGUCGAGGAAACGCACCUUCUCCUUCGAGCUGCCGACGAUCCACAUCGAGGACAUGGAGCGCGACGCCCUGGAGAGCAGCAGCGACGACGACUUCCACCUGGCCGCGGAGAUCCUGAGCUGGGAGCCCAGACCAUCUCCGCCGGCGGCGCGAGAGGGCGACGAUCCCUCCGCGGCGCCGGCCGACGCCGCGGCCGCCGGAACCGCCGGCGACCCGUCGCCGCGGCGGUCCCCCGGCGCUCGGCCCUCUCCCCUGGCAGUGCUGGCGGCCGACGCGCGGCCCCUGUCCCCGCAGACGCCGGUGCUGGGCCCGUUCUCGCCGGUGCACGCCGCUCUGCAGCCCCAGACGGCGUCGAUGGCGGUGAAGACGCACCGCGGCCGCAUCGACUUCCUGGCGGUGAUGGAGCGCGUGCGGUCGCUGUCCGAGGAGGAGGAGCUCACGUCGCCACCGUUGCGGCCCGAGAUGGAGAGGAGGGCAGCCGGACAGUACGCCGGCGCCUUCAGACCCGUGGCCAGGCGCGUGCCGCUGAACCGGUCCAAGGAGGUUGGCGACGAAGGGGAGCGGCCCUCGUGGAAGCCGGUGUGCGGGCAGGUGCGGCGUCGGGCGGAGCUGAUGGAGCGCCGGUCCGGGUGCCCCGACGGCGCGACCGAAGCGCCAUCGUCCGGCGCGCCAGGCGAGAUUCGCCGGCCCCUCUCGCUGUCCGAGAUCGCCUCUCGCGACGCGUCGUUCCGGACCACCACGGAUGAGGAGGACGUGUUUGACACGUCGCCGGCGGCGACGGAGCGGCGGCACCGCGGACUGCGCCACCAGCAGUCGAUCGCGCAGCUGCAGCAGGCGGGGCUGGUGCGGCGCACCGCGGGCCGGUGGUCGGGCACCGGGUCGGCGCCGUACCCCGAGGAGAACGAGGAGGAGGGCGGUGGCGGGCGCGACGCGGCGCUGCCCGGCGGUGAGCGAGCGGCGCAAGAGGUCGCCCCGCAGACGGUCGCCAGCAGGGUCCAGAAGCUGAGCGGAGGAGAGAGCGGCGGCGGCGAGGACGGGGGCGACGGUGGCGGCGGCGAUGACGACGACGGCGGCAAGGUCUCUAGGCCGAAGAUGCAGCACCAGACCUCCAUUCUGCAACUGGCGGAGGCCGGGCUGGUGAGGAAGCAAGCCAAGGAGCUGCAGAGGAAAAUGAGCUCUCCGCUUAGCCCCACUGCUCCGGCCGGCUUCGACUCGGCUGCGGUCGAGGAAGCCGGCGCCGGCGGUCCCGUCACGGCCGUGCCAGAAAACGACCAACGGCAGAGCCUGGCAGCGGUCGCAGAAGAGCAUCCCAGAGUGGUGGCGCCAGCUGGCGCCCGCACAGAGCCCGCGGAAGAUUCCACAGACGCCCCGGAACGGCCCUGCGUGGAGUCGGCGCAGCCUCCGUUUAACGCCGGCGCUCCGCAGGACCGCCCUGUUUUGCCGGCUCGGCAGCCGAUCGCAGACGCGAGCAUCUGCGGCCUCGGUGAGGCUGUCUCCACCCACGAGCGCUCGUGUUCUCCCGACACCACGCGGGCCACAGUCUCCGGCGCCGGCGAGACCUCCGUCACCGCUGGCGAGCCCGCCGCCAGCGCUGGCGACGUAAACGAGGGCCGCUCUGCGUCUCCCCGUGGGCCUGGUGACCUGGGCGAGCGGCACACGGGUGACACGGACGCCCCUGGCCGGUACGGCGAGAAGUCACCGCCCUCGCUCGACAAACCUGCGGGCGGUGCCGAAGACGGCAUCUCCAGCCGUGACCUUCUUACCCAAGCGGCUACCUCGGCCGAGACGACGCCACGUUUGCCUUUCCUCCACGCCCAAUCCGGGGACGCCGCCUUGGCAUUCAGCGGGGAGACUGUUUUCUGCGGCAGCCCUUCUGCGGAGUCAAAAACUCCGACGCCUGGCGAUCGGAGAGCAACAUCGAGAGUUGGAAACGUGUCGAACGCCGGCGACCCAAGCGCCGGUUCCGGCGCGUUCUCCUCGGAGCCGAGAGUGGCCGAGGAUGCCUGCGCUGUGCCAGAAGUGCCGAAGGAAUUCCCGGCCAAAGGUGCCGCCGCCGCCGCGGAGGAAGAGGAGGAGGCUCUGCCUCGGAGGCCGCGCUCCCCGCUCACGUCGGCUACGCAGAGCUGCAGCGACGACGUGGCGGCGCCGGCGGCAAAGCCCGCGCCGCGGAAGAGACGGCAGCGGUCCAGCUCCGCUCGUCAGCAGCAGGAGCCGCAGGAGCCGGCCCCGCCGGCGCAGCCGGGGACCCAGAGAAAGGGCAGCUUGUAACGUCACGAGCAUCUCGCUUGCGGUGGCGGCGGCUGCUGCAGACAGACCAAAACCUCCUGACUUGCUUCCCUUUUUCCCAUUUGUUGAUGAUGUAAACCCGUGCCUUGUCGAAGCGCGUCGGUGUGCGGUUCCCACCGUCGAACGUUUCGCGUCCCUCGCCACGCACAGGCCAGACGGCGUCGGUGGCCUCAAGUGGCCGGCGCUGACCAAACCCACAGAGCCACAUUCCUCCGAGCAACUCUAUGAGCUCCAUGACCAAAACUGUACGCACUUUACUCGAGCCUGGGAGACCACAUUGCAGGGAUUUUCAUUCCUGUAGAGUUGCCGCGGUAUGGUAUGUCGUGCAACGUAAAGGCAGAGAGCAAAGGUGCAGUUCCGCAAUGUCUUCCCCAUGCGACUGCUAGCGGAAGACCCUCCACUAGCGGAGGCCCUAGAGAGCGUAGACCGGAUGUCUUGGGAAGAUGAUCGACAAUUUAGCCCGAUUGUAAAAUACAAGUUCCGCGAUAAUCGCAGAAUCUGUUUUGUAAAGUAUCGUGAUUAUCGUGGCCUGUGUAAGAAUUGUUUCAGAUUUUAUAUCUAUACAAAAAGUGAGGUAACAAACGCACAAUCAUUAAAGUCCAAAAUAAAUAGCUAUUUUCCCAUAAUGUAGCUUUUCGCUCAAUAUUUGCUGGGGUAAUUGGACACCAUGAUGGUUACAUGACACCGUAAUCUUUCGUAGUCCCAGUCGAAAUGAUCAAAUGAUUCCUUGUGUUAACUGACAGUGGCGUGCGUUGCAAAGCGUCGCAGGCCGUAGAGUUGCACCGAUGACAACACGGCAGUCUCGCGUUGUGUCACCGGCAGUCAACGCAAUCCACAAAACACAACGACGAUACAUUUGGUGAGACACCAAGACAGCUGUGGGAAACUGAUGUUUUGCGAGAAUCAUCGCAUCGCGAACAUCGAUGUGGAAUUGCACGUUGUUGUGACGGUGGAUGCCGCGGCAACUCUCCCUACAAGGGCGUCUGGGCACGUGGCGAGCCACUGGCUGACCGCGUGUUCCGUCGCCUCUUGACCAACUUGGCCCUAAAGAAACUUGGCCCUAAAGAAACUUGGCCCUAAAGAAACCACAGCCCACUGCUUUGUCAGCAGUGAGCUGUGGUUGAUCAUCCACAGGGGGGAGUACAGUGGGGGUGAUCGGGUGUCCAGAGAAGGAUGCGUGUUGGUGUGGUCUUGUCGAUUGGUCGGAACGCGCACCUUCAUUCACAUCGGCGUUAUCAUACAGGGAGCAAUAAUAAGGUAUCGAUUUGUAAAAUAACAUCGAUUUAAAUUGGCGUGUGUAACAAUUGGUCAUGUUUCAUUCUCGUGUGGGUGGAGCGGUGGCACAGUGCUUGGCGCGCACCGCGCUACGAAACCGGCAACUAGAAUUAAAUUCCCGACCACAGGCAAACAUCGGUGGCCAGCUUUAGCUGAAUAGGUCUCCGGUCUCCCCCUUCCCCAACCUGCGCAGACCAGCUUGGUGAAGUACGGUCAAACAGCCGAUUUGACCGACCCAGCGCUGGGAGGUCUUCACACAGCAGUGCAUUGACAAAGGACUGUUGGCACAUGUUGUAAGUAAUUGGUUCACGUGUACCCACAGCCACUGGAGGUGUUGACCUUCACCGCAGUGUCAGAAAAAACGUUGAUUCUUGAAUCGAAUCGCGACCGUGAGUCACAGUGUGUUUAAUGAUCUGGCGACGGGGGUGAAUUUUUCACACGCUACUUCCCCAGCUAUCGGUGCGCGGCUCCACGCAUCGCACGUCUUGAGGCCAGGCUCGACUCCAGUACGAAUUGCUCGGCAGGAGAACUCCACAACGACCGCGAGCAAGCGACAUGGCGGUGGCUCUGCGCCUGAGUUGGCACCGCAGCAGCCACUUUGUCGACGCCCGUAGGGUCGCAUGGCCACCUCGCUCCACCACUCCAGGGCAGCGCAGGGUCCAGAGGUCAACGCCUCCACGCUCCACAGAUGGUCCCUCCCUUUCCGUAGCCUCCAGACCCCACCACUGUGACGGGAUUAUCAUGCCCGUCGUCCAGAGCCCCAUGCCGAGUUGGAUAAACACCCGUUGUUUGCGUUGCCCUUCAGCUGCUCUCGAUAAUGAGCAAAAGGAGUUGAUUUUGGCAUGGGAUGCUGAGUGGACAGGUGUGAUGUGGUGGUGUGGGACGGGCGACUCCAGUUCACUUGCCUUCAGCUUAGUGGUGGGGGGGCCUGCGGGGUGAGCGGGGGGAGAUGCGUACGGCACGCACAUGCUCUGUAACACUCGCUCCACUUUUCCAAGAAACCCAAACCAAAUCUACGCACUCGUGCUUUUACUGCGUUCUCGCCGGGGGGGGGAGUUUUUUUGGAAUGUCAAGGGCUGCCCCGGCAUUGUUACGGGAACGAGCGGCGUGCGCCACGCGUGGUGUCCUCCCGGUGUGCUGUGUGCGGCGCGAUGUUCGGCAAGUGCACAGUUCACCCAGGUGCGGCUCGUUUCUCGGGGGAGGCUGCCCGUGUCACAUGCACAGGAAUCGUCGUCGGCCGCUUGUUGUGUGGCGGGCUUAGGGGCCGGGGACCAAUCGGCGAUUGUGAAGAAUUUAAAACAAUAAAGGCGUCUUGUGGGCAGUUGG